UGUUGCUCGCUGCCCUCCCCAGCUCCCUGAAGCGGCCCCCGGGCUGCGUUUCGGUGCUCUGUUCUAGACCUAGUUUCAGUUUUUCCAACUUCAUCCUCACCCUUCCUGGGAAGAAGCGGCGGCCCUGAGUUGUCCGGGCAGCCGGGAGAGGGGAGGAGGAAGGUCUGGACUCGGGAGUUCGUGCAGAUCCGUGGAGCAUCUGCCGAGAUGAACCAGAGGUGGAAGAAGUCGGUGAACGCGGAUUCGCUGGUUUAAAUGGCUCGGUUACGCCCCAAAAGCGCACCUCAGAGUCCACAGCCUCGCACGCACUCAAGUCGUGUCUAACAGUUGGAAAGUAACGCUGACCCAAAAUCGGGACACCAAGGCUGUGUCCGGUACUCGGGGACAGUCGUCCAACACGGCUAGCAGAGAAGUGGGUCGAUUUCAUGUAAUUUGGGAUCAAGCUUUGAAAUCACGCCUGCUCUUCUGGUUUCCAGUGAUAUACUCAGUGGUUUGUCAAUUACGACCAAGCUGCUAGGCUUCAAGUCAGAGUGAAGGGUGAAAAAGUUUUCAAAUGAGUAAGGAACACAGGCAAAUGCAGGUUGGAAUUCGAGGCACCAAUAUAGUUGUGCUUGGAGUAGAAAAAAAAUCUGUUGCUAAACUUCAAGAUGAAAGAACUGUGAGGAAAAUUUGUGCCCUUGAUGAUCACGUCUGCAUGGCUUUUGCAGGAUUGACUGCUGAUGCUAGAGUAGUAAUAAACAGAGCCCGGGUAGAGUGUCAGAGCCAUAAGCUUACAGUUGAAGACCCAGUCACUGUAGAAUAUAUAACUCGCUUCAUAGCAACUUUAAAGCAGAAAUAUACCCAGAGCAAUGGACGAAGACCUUUUGGUAUCUCUGCCUUAAUCGUAGGUUUUGAUGAUGAUGGUAUCCCAAGAUUAUAUCAGACGGAUCCCUCUGGUACUUAUCAUGCAUGGAAAGCAAAUGCAAUAGGCCGAAGUGCUAAAACUGUUCGAGAAUUUCUAGAAAAGAAUUACACAGAAGAUGCUAUAGCAAAUGACAAUGAAGCUAUCAAAUUAGCAAUAAGAGCUUUGCUAGAAGUUGUCCAGUCUGGUGGAAAAAACAUUGAACUGGCUAUAAUAAGAAGAAAUCAACCUUUGAAGAUGUUUAGUGCUAAAGAAAUUGAAUUACAAGUAACUGAAAUAGAAAAGGAAAAGGAGGAAGCAGAGAAGAAAAAAUCAAAGAAGAAUGCCUGAUUCUUAGGAUGAGCACUGGAAGCUUUUAAUGUUUUGCUGUACUGCUUGGAAUUACUUAACAAAGAGUUAAAAGAAAUACGUUAGUUUGCAGCAUUACCUUUAGUAUUUAUAUGGGCUACUUUGAGAAUGCCAAAUUUGUGACUGUCUUCAGUCUGUUACAUAGAUUGAUGUGAAGGUUUUCUUUGAAAGCAGAUUCCAGUAAUUGUUGAAAGCAGUCGUAAUUCCACAUAAGCCUGAGACUAUAUACUAUAACUUGUUUCAUGUGUAGGUUUUCUUUAGAUAAACAGAUUUAAUUAAGAAAAAAAUUUAAUUUUAAGAAGUGAGUAAUUUGGGUGAAGUUUGACUAUUCACUCUCAGUUACA
Sciurus carolinensis (gray squirrel) is the source of this 1593-nucleotide messenger RNA. RefSeq names its product proteasome 20S subunit alpha 8 (gene Psma8). Lineage: Eukaryota; Metazoa; Chordata; Mammalia; Rodentia; Sciuridae. Bases 554 to 1231 code for a protein of 225 amino acids. Gene Ontology annotation, cellular component: proteasome core complex; proteasome core complex, alpha-subunit complex; nucleus. The transcript is spliced from 7 exons. The record is from RefSeq and is a predicted model, not a curated record.